Messenger RNA from Punctularia strigosozonata HHB-11173 SS5, 621 nucleotides. RefSeq lists its product as uncharacterized. Gene Ontology annotation, biological process: DNA repair; DNA replication; DNA recombination. The transcript has 4 exons. Lineage: Eukaryota; Fungi; Basidiomycota; Agaricomycetes; Corticiales; Punctulariaceae. The record is from RefSeq and is a predicted model, not a curated record. The coding region runs from base 1 to 621 and encodes 206 amino acids. Gene Ontology annotation, cellular component: nucleus. Gene Ontology annotation, molecular function: DNA binding.
AUGCCUCUACUCUGCUCUCGGCCCAAUGUCACUAGCUGGAAUGGCGUGGCUCCUCGCAUCAACGCUGCCCGUUUCGCUCGCUACGUCGGCUGCAGUGUUCGGGUUCCCGGUCGUAUUCAUGAGCAUCGCGGGUCGUCGAUCCUGCUGGAAACAGUCGAUGGUGUCAUUGUGGAAGUCCGCAUCCCAUCGGACAUCGACAUCAGUGACGAGUUGAUGGUCGAAAUAACAGGACUGAUUAUUGAUGAAUGCACUGUUGAGUGUUGGUGGUUCGUUAGCUUCGGCUGUUCUCUAAAUUUUUUGGCCCUGAGCUACGCUAUCGACAUGCUUCAUGACAUCGUGUUCGUCGGGCCUCCCUGUGGCAUCAAGUUUGACGCUCCCGGUACUACGUGGAUUAUCCGGUCUCCACUCGAGGGAUUGGCCAAGCGUGGGUGGGCAAUCAAUGGCCGAUCAUUGUUGCAGGCCGACGACUUUGACAACGAUGUGAAGCGUCCCGGCGCGCCAGAGCCAUUCAAGUUCGGCACGUCGGAGCCGUUCAGGUUCAGCGCGACGGAGCCGUUCACGUUCAGCAUUCAUCAUCGUCGCGUCCAGAAGCUCAUCGAUGAUGAGGAGGAAGUUUCAUGA